Molecule: messenger RNA, 1827 nt
Organism: Cylindrotheca closterium
Lineage: Eukaryota; Bacillariophyta; Bacillariophyceae; Bacillariales; Bacillariaceae
Source: the annotation of a GenBank genome assembly
AUGAGCCAGAUAACUGAAUCUUGUGGACCAAUACCAGAAAACGAGAGCAACAAUAUCCUAAAGCGGUCUCUCAAAGCCGCUUCGAAAUACUUCAAGCAAAACUUUCUUGACACUCGAAGGAGUGAAACAAUUACAUUGUCAAUUCCAGCAGAACUGUUGGAGAGUGGCAACAACAUGCCGAUUGACACUGUAGAGCUUACGAGACAAUGCGAGCUCUACGUGAAGAAGAAACUGGAGAAAAGUUUUCGGAUGAGCAGCCCAGACGUUGUCGAAGUUGCUGUCGACGAUGACGGGUCCAUAAAAGAGGAGUCAAGACGUGAUAGAAAAAAGAAGCUCCGAAGAAAUGAUACAGCAUCUUCGACACCCACGAGUAGCCCCGACAGAAGUGGUCACAAGAGCAAAAAUUCCGCACAUUACGAAAAGCCUGAUCCACCAGCACAGAAGAAAGGUGAACAACAGGUAGUUCGAGAUCCGUUCUUCCAGGCUCGAGAUCGGUGUAUCCAGAAUUUCAAUGAUCUGGCAACUCGAGGUAUCCAAGCUUUCGAUGAUUUAGCUUCUCGUUGCUAUCAGAUUUUCCAGGGUCUAACUAGGCGUCAGCUCAUGUACAUUGCUGCCGGAUUAGUCCUUUUUAUCAUAAUUAUCAUCGUGAUUGGCGUUACAACUGGAGGUGGAUCGCCGACAGUCCCAACAACAGGAUCAGGCAGCCCUGCAGCGUCUCCUAUUCCUGGUCAAUAUUCCGGCUCGGAAGAAUUUUUACGGGGAGUACUUUUUGACAUGGAACCAAUUCAAAAGGAUGCUUUUCAUUGGCUACUGAAUAUUGACUCUUGGAAACCUGCUAGGGAUGCCACAAAUAUCGAGCAACUUUGGAUCGAACGAUAUGUACUGGCUGCGUUCUACUUUUCAACCAUCACUUCGGAAAUAAAAUGGAAAAACGAACAAAAUUGGAUAUCCGAUAAACCAGUCUGCAGGUGGUUUGGGGUGAAGUGCUAUGCAUCUGGAGAAGUUGCGGAUCUCACUCUAUCUCAUAACGAAAUCGUUGGUCGGAUAUCUACGGAACUUGGGAAACUCAAAAGCCUCAAGAGGUUGAAACUGGAUUCAAAUGAGUUUGAAAAGGGUAUUCCCAGCGAGAUUGGUGGCCUCGUAGAACUUGAACACCUUGAUCUAUACUUCAACAUGUUAUCCGGAACAUUGCCGAAUGAGAUUGGGAUGCUGUCGAAACUCACAGGGCUCUAUCUAAGAGGCAACCAGCUUUCUGGGCAACUUCCUGACACUUUUGGUGCUUUGACGAGCCUCACAGCUCUGCAGAUUUCCGAAAACAAGUUUAGGGGCCCCAUUGGGAGCCAUCUUGCUUCUCUUCGAAAUCUUGUAACAGUUGUAAUUGACAAAAACCGAUUCUCGGGAAGUUUGCCUUAUGGACUGGGGAAAUUGACAAAACUGAAGUGGCUCAGAAUUGAGGAAAAUGAAAUUACAGGUAGCAUCCCAAUUUCAAUUGGUUAUCUCACCGCUCUUCAGACCGUCAUCCUUGGUAACAACAUGAUCACGGGAACUCUACCGCGUGAUUUGUCGGGUCUGACAAAGCUUCAUCAACUUGACGUCCGAUGGAACAAGAUCGAAGGUACAAUCCCACCUGGACUUAAACGGCUUAGCAACUUAUGGCAUCUAAAUCUCUCAACGAAUAAGUUCGACGGAAUAGUACCCGAGCUCCCAGCUAGUCUGACGAAGCAAGACUACAAGAAUGGGCCAUUCUGUUCACUUGCUGGCAAUUAUCUUGCCGACAUCCAAAAUGGAGACCUACUCGGGUGUAAGAUCAACGGACAAAGGAGUUGA